AGGCGUGUCCGCCCGCCCGGGCCCGGGGGGCGAGAGGGGCGCCUCCCUCCCUCUAUAAAAAGGGUCGUCGUCCCCCCUCCCCGAGGGCGCGCCGGCCAGAGAGCAUCCUCCAGACUCGCCAUGCACGCGUCCGAGGCGGACGUGAGGACGCUGCGUUACCUGACCGCCUUUAGCCUCGUCUUCAGCCUGACCUUGAGCCUGCCCGUCCUGUAUCUUCUGCGCGAGAGCUUUCGUGCCCGGGAGCAAGAGAUGCCCGUUGGAAAAAUGCCCGAAGCGCAAAGAGUAAAAGGUGAUCCGCCGUCCCUCUACAGCUGCUCUCCAAGCAAUAAGCCAAGGGUCCACCUCUCAGGAGACCCCGUGGACUCCAAUCCAAAAUGCAUACCUGACAGGCUUCAGACCCUUCACUGGAGGAACGACCGAGGAAAUGGGGACCAAAUCACAUACCAGAACGGUUCUGUGACAGUCCCUCAGGAUGGCGAUUAUUUCGUCUAUGCUCAAGUCACUUACUUGUUCCACGAUGGCAUCGCCAGAGAGACCAUGUACUGCGGCAUGAAUAUAUCGGCGGGGAUACAGGUGGAGCAGGUCAUCUUGAAGAAAAGUGCCGCAUACGGCAGCCAAGAGAGAGAACAACUGAGGAUCAGCAGUAGCAUCGGGAAGAAAGAGAAGUGGAAAACGACCCUUUAUCUGGGGGGUGUCAUCCAACUCAGGGAAAACGAUCAAGUCAUGGUGAAAGUUAGUGAUCCUGGACUUGUGGACAUCCACAAACCUGGGAGAACCUUCUUUGGUGCUUUCUUGAUCUAGCGAUUGAGCACAGGAAGCUAGGCCUAGCUCCGAUUUUUUAUUUUUUUAUUUUUAGGAGAAGUCACUAUCGGAAAAUGUGAGACUUUAGAGAUUUCUGAAUACAACUCUCAGAACUCCUUUCUAGUGCACCAACAGAGACCGGGGAGGCCAGUUUCAGGGAAGGGGAAGUGAUGAACCUGUUCUGGGUUUUAUGCCAAACUUUACAGGAGCUAAUGGUUAUUAUGGU
Pogona vitticeps (central bearded dragon) is the source of this 1027-nucleotide messenger RNA. It is a transcript of the gene TNFSF15, whose product is annotated as TNF superfamily member 15. The record is from RefSeq and is a predicted model, not a curated record. NCBI's taxonomy places the organism in Eukaryota, Metazoa, Chordata, Lepidosauria, Squamata, Agamidae. Gene Ontology annotation, cellular component: membrane. Gene Ontology annotation, biological process: immune response. Gene Ontology annotation, molecular function: tumor necrosis factor receptor binding.